GCCAUACUACGUUCUGAUUGGUAGCUGGCAAUGAAAACAAAAAACAUCUUCCUGUCCGGUCAUGUGAUCGUUGGACUGUGAAGUCCAGGGUCGUGCAGUCAUGUCGAGGAAAUACCCGAUAGUGGUGCAGGGCGAGGCGUCGGAGACGGACUCGGACGAGGAGGUCUACAUCACCUCUCUGCCCGCCGCCCAGCCCUCCAUCGUGGGGGCCAAGGUUGCAGGCGAAGCUUCUGAAACUGACAGUGAGGAUGGAGCAGAGGAUGCAGAUCCAGGUUCUGCACGGACUUAUGAAAAGACCCAAGUCCUCAGACGAGAUCUACCGGCACUUAUUGUAGUGAGAGAUCACCCUGAUAUACAGUCAGUGGUGGAGGACCGACCGAGCCCCACACAUAAACCUUUUGGGGACACUUUAUUACAGCAGAAGUUGCAGGAGUCCAACAGCCGGCUGUAUUCGGACGUGAGCCUGAUGCUGCGACAUCUUUAUGGCAGUGCCAGCAAGGAGGUGCGCAGUGCCACAGUGCAGCUCACAGCCUCACAGGGCGCCGUCAUCAGUGCUUCCCACAGCAUCCGACUGAUCUUGGACGACCUGAAAGCCAUGUCUGAGAAGAUCGACAUCAUCACCAGCUGUCAGAUACUGCCCGAUAUCAAGUUCAACCAUUCCGAGGAUGACGACGCUCCCGCUCCUUUACCUGAAAGAAAUGAAGAUCAGUAGAUGACAUGCGAGCAGAAUGUUGGAUUUUUUGGGAGGUUAAAAACUGUUUACAAAGUGUGCAUGUAUAGUAAAAAACUAUAUAGCUUCACUUGGUUUAAAUGUCUUGUUUGUAAAAGACUAAUAUUUAUGUACCCCUCUGAUUUGAUCAAAUGUAUAAAUAUGUAAUAAUCAAGGAACUUUUGCUGCCUCAGUUUUAAA
Messenger RNA from Nerophis ophidion (straightnose pipefish), 910 nucleotides. It is a transcript of the gene bloc1s3, whose product is annotated as biogenesis of lysosomal organelles complex-1, subunit 3. Bases 101 to 712 code for a protein of 203 amino acids. The record is from RefSeq and is a predicted model, not a curated record. The transcript is spliced from 5 exons. NCBI's taxonomy places the organism in Eukaryota, Metazoa, Chordata, Actinopteri, Syngnathiformes, Syngnathidae. Gene Ontology annotation, cellular component: BLOC-1 complex.